This is a messenger RNA of Mesorhabditis spiculigera, 5193 nucleotides long. NCBI's taxonomy places the organism in Eukaryota, Metazoa, Nematoda, Chromadorea, Rhabditida, Rhabditidae. The record is from the annotation of a GenBank genome assembly.
AUGUCGUCGCUAUUUUCGCGUAAAAAGGACAAAGACAAGGAUGAGAUGCCGGUGGUGGCCAAGAAGCCGCCGGUGCCCCCGAAGCGGAACAAGCUCUUCUCCUUGGGCUCAUCCCAAAACAGUCGCGAAGGCCCCCCACCCGCCGAGCCGACGAAGCCACUCCCCUCAUCCUCCGUCUCCUCUAGCCAGAAUCUCGACGAUUCGACGCGCAGUCGAGCCAGCACUAAUCCAGGCCCUCAACCGCUGGAGCUGAACUACGGUAAUGUGAGGGACGAGGAGACGUUCGCCCAGCGGAUGCAGGCAUUUUUGCAGAGUUCUAAUGCUCUCCAAGCUGUCCAAGUCAACCAACGACGUCUCCAGCUCAAACGAGGCCUAGCAGGCGAUUUUGGCUUCACGAUUCGCCGGGUGCAAUUCCCGUUCAACGGCGUGCUGAAGACGAUCGUGUUCGCCGAGCCAUCCGAGAUAAAGCCCGGCCCGCCACGGCCGGAUGAUAUUAAAAAAGGCCUCCUCCCCGGUGAUCAACUCGUCGAAAUCGAUGGGAAACGAGUGGAUGCCCUGAAUCGGGAUGAGAUCAACGAUGUUGUGCGGCAGGCUGGAGAUGUUAUUUCCCUAACCGUCCGUUCCGUACCUGAAUUGGCCGAAUUCUGCGAUCGCCACCGUGGGCCGAGAGAUGUUGGGGAUAGUCUACUCCUGACUGAUGUUGACACGAAUGCGCACGAGAAUAUCCCAGAGGAUGAGAGAUAUUGGCUGAUACAUCGAGGCGGAUAUACGGUGGCUAGGUUGAAGGAACAUCUGCCUGAUGGCAGGGCAUUGGUCGCUGUCGCUGGCCGUGAAAUGACAGUCGACCCAACAGACGUAGACCGUGCCAAUCCCUCACGCCUUGAUCGAGCCCCCGAUCUUGCUCAACUCCGAUACCUCAACGAAACUGGAGCUGUCCAUCUCCUGAGACAACGUGGUGGCAGCAAUCUGUGCUAUACAAAUGCUGGCAGUGCAUCUCUGAUAUGUCUGGCAACGACACAAGAACCCGGGGUUCAAGAGAGAUUGUUGACGCUGUUUAAGGGUUGCCGCCGUGGCCAAAUGCCGCCCCAUAUCUACGCGACGGCCCAGCAGGUCUACAGAUACAUCCAAAUGACGGCAAGCCCGCAGGCCGUGCUCUUCACCGGAGUUUCCGGAUCCGGAAAAUCCGCCCAGCUCCGCUCGUUUGUACAGUACCUGGCGGCAGUGGCUGGCUGGACCAAGACGUUGCCCUAUCCGAAAAUCGCGGACGCGUUCAACAUCCUCGAGGCGUUCGGCAACGCAUCGACGACGUUGCAUCGAGACUCGACCCGAUUUGUCCAAAUGUUCCAGCUGGGCUUUGAUAAAGCCGCAGCGUUGAGAACCGCAAAAAUCCAAUGUUGCCUUCUGGAGAGUGAUCGUGUGGUGAAGAGGCCCGAAGGGGAAUCCUCAUUCCACGUCUUCUACUACCUGUGGGCCGGCGCCGAUGCCGAGCUUCGCCAACGACUUGGCCUCGAUUCGAUCGAAUCCCCAAUGAUUGGGCCGAUACCGGGCGGUGAGGCCCGUCAACAGUACAUCGAGGGCUGGAGCCGUCUGCUUGAAGCCUUCCAAUCCCUCGGUUUCACCCGGGCUCAAAUCGAUGCGAUCUGCUCGUUGCUGGGCGCUCUUUUCCACCUUUGCAGAGCCGAAGCCUCGCCCGGCCCGGCGCAACGUUCCCAAUUCCUUCGCGCACCUCACGCAAGACAAGCAGCUGCCCUGCUUGGAGUCAGCGAAGCCGAGCUGGCCACCACCAUCUUCCGGUCAUCUACCGGAGCGGCCCAGGCGAAUACGAGUUCAUCGCUUAGCCGUAUGUCCCUGCUAAGCCGUGGUCCCGAGGGCCCCGAAGCGCUCUCCGUCUUCUGCGCGGCCCUCUACUCGGAGCUGUUCGGCGCGGUGGUCGAUACAAUCAACGCCGCGCUGGCUGUAAAUAUGCCCUGUACAUCGGUUACGCUGAUCGACAUUCCGGGCGCGAAUUUCAACGCUGCCUGGGGUGAAGAAGGGCGAAGACGUGCUUCUGGCCUGAAUGAUCUCGUGUACAACUACGUGAAUGAACGAGUGGCCGAACUUUUCCACGAUAAGGCAUUUGCAGAGAUGGAUCAGCUGUACACACGCGAGCAAGUGGAUGUGGACGUGGAAAAACCGCUCGGCUCGCCGCACGCCCUGAAUCGGCUGCUCGAUCAGAAACAGCACUUGGUGAACUGCACGGAUGUGGACCGUCGAUCGGACGAGAUGCGUGGGGUAUUUCCGAUUGUUGAAGAGGAGAGCUGCUAUCCGGGCGCCACUGAUGAGAGCAUUGUCGAUCGCAUAUUUAUACAUCUUGGGGACCAAUCCAGAUUCAUCCGUCGUGCCACCCGUCAACGCCAAUUUGUCGUCGCCCACGGCCUCGAUUCCCAGCCGACCACUUAUGACGUUACAGGCUGGGUUCGACAGGCACAAGCGAGCGAUCCAUCCAUUGGGCUCCGGAAAUUGUUGUAUGCCAGCAAUAGUGCCACGCUGCGAGAACUGCUUGCCCCGAGCGGACUGUCGGCUGGCGAUUCAAAUCUGAAGCUACGCCGGGCCACCCAAUCCGUUACGUCAUGACUACGUCUUUUCCGUUGUACGCCGCUCACCUCGUGCCCAUUUCGUGCACUGUAUACAGCCGUCGCCGAACAGUGGAAGCUCUGCGCAGCCUCCGGGCUUUCGACGCAGGACCCGGUGGAUGUGCCAUUUGUCAGGGGGCAAAUGCGAAGUAUUCUGCUGAUCGACACAGUGAGAGCGAAUAACAGGGGAUACCCCGAGCGAGUGUCGUUCCGUGAUUUCCGGCGUCGUUUCGGUUGUCUGACAGAUGAUGGCCAUGGCGCAGCGACGAUCGAUGAUGAAAUGGAUGACCGAGCGGCCGUCCAAAAGAUCAUGGAUCGAAUGGAUAUUCAUGCGCAUCGCUAUCGACUCGGCAUCAGUCAGGUGCUGCUCCGCUCCGACGUCCUUUCCGAGCUGGAAGACCGCAGGGAUCUGGGUCUCUCGGGUCUCAUCGUCGCCUUCCAACGAGAAGCCCGUCGUCACCUUGCCACCAAGUGGCUACAGAAGCGUCGCGUACUCGAGACCGCCAUUCGGUGCAUACAGAAAAAUGGUCUCAGCUACAUGCGAGUCCGUGAAUGGCCAUGGUGGCGUGUCUACACUCGUGUACUCCCUCUUCUACCCCUCAAUCGAGUAGAUGAUGAACAUCGAGAAUGGGCUGAACGUGUUCGCCAGCUUGAGCAUCAACUGGCCGUCAGCAAGAAGGAGAAGUCGCGCCUCGAAGGAAAAUGCUCGGAGAUGGAUGAAGCCCUGGGACGAGAAGCCGACGCAGUUGUUCAGCUACGCGGCGAACUGGAGGCUGAGCGUCAACAGCGGAUGGUUGUUGAGAGAAGAGCCGCUGAUGGGGAUAGACUGUCGAGAGUAUCAUCUGUUGCUCAUUUUGAGGGAGAGGGAAGGGAGAAGGAGUGGAAGAUGAAGCUCGAACAGACGCUCGAACAGCUGGAGAUGCUCAAGGCGAACACGCAGCGGACCGUGCAGCAGUUGGCUGAGGUGCGCGCCGAGCACGAGGAAACGCGGGCCCGGAACGAAACACUGGAAAAGAAGCAGGCAAGAUUCGACGAGGAGCUCCGUGCUGUACAAAUGGCGGCCGAGGAGCAGAGGGUCGGAAAGGAGAAGGCGAAUCGAGAGAGGGAUGAGGCGCAGCAGACAUUACUGAGGAAGAGGGCCGAUUCGGAGGCGUUGAAAUCGGAGAACCAAGAGCUACGAACGAGCAUCAGCCGGCUGAAGAGGGAAAUAGAGGAGGCGCAGGAGAAGGAGACAUCGGCGGACGCGGUCGAGCUGGUCCAAUUGCGGAAGGGAAAGAGGGAGAUGGAGACAAAACUUCACGAUCAGGAAGAAGAACUGGACGACCUGGCCGGCCAGCGGCAAUUACUCCAACAAAAUGUGACUCGAUUGGAGAUGCAGCUGGAGCGGAUGAAGAAUGACCUGUCGCGGAAUAGCCAGGCGAGAGAUGUCGAGACCGAAGAGUUGAGGGCCCAAUAUCAGCGGAGGGUGCGAGCAUUCGAGGAUCAAAUCGUCGACCUGCAAGACCAGAAUGCCGCCCUCCUCAAGCAGAACAGAUCGCUCGAGCAGAGGACGCGCAAUUUCGACGCACAAAGCGUAUCGCUCGAGCUAUCGGGUGGGCACUACAAGCGAGAGCUUCGCAAGGCCCUUGCCCUGCUCGCUGACACGCGGACCGUUCUCGCCCAUGAGCGUGAUAAUAAUGGGGGACAGGCCCUCAUUCGACAGUUACGCGAUCAACUCGAAGACGCCGAGGCGACAAAACUGUCGGCGUUGAAGGGAAGGCACGGGCUCGAGUCGGAACUCAACGAAUUGAGGGCACAGAUCGAGCAACUUUUGGCCGGGAAAUCGGCGGCCGAGGAGAAGGUGCUGGCGCUGAUGCGCGAGAAGAAUAGCACGGCAGCCGUGCUUGACGAUAAGGACGAGCAAAUCCAGCAGCUUCUCAAGAAAUACAAGGCCGCCGUCCAGCAAAGUCAUAUUGAUGGCAUCCAGAUUGCCGACUAUAUUGAACAGAUUGCCGACCUCGAGCGGGCAAAGCAAAAGCUGGCCGAGCAGUUGAACGAGCGGAGUUCGCAGCUCGAAUUUUUGGAGCAACACACGGUGGAGAAGCACAAGCUGAUUCUGGCCGAUCAGAAGAUUCGCGAGCUGGAGGCCAAGCUGGAUGUGGAGAUGAUGAUGAAGCAAAAGUUGGAGUCGGAUUUGCACCGAUCAACCGAUGAGGCUGAAGCAUUGACCGAGCAGAUGAAGGAGGCCUAUAUUGCCCGCGAUAGGGAGGUUGAAGCCGCGAAAAAGCUUCGUAAAGAGCUAGUGGCCGGCCAGGAAUCGCUGGAGACGAUGCGAAAACGAGAUACGGAGGGGCAUCACCGGCUCAAGUUGCAGCGCGACGAGUCGGAGGGCCUCCUGGAAAAGUUGGCCUCCGCGCAGGCCGAGCUCAAGAUGGCCAACAAACGCAUCGACAACUUGCAGGCGGCGCUGGCCCACAACCUGGGCGAGUCCGACCAGGAGUUGUCCGAUUUGGACGAGCUGGACGAGGAUGACGAUGGCGUCUAUGAGAAUGGAAAAGCGCAUCUCGACGAUUCGACAAGCACUAACGGGAUGCAUAUUUUA